Echinostoma caproni is the source of this 795-nucleotide messenger RNA. The record is from the annotation of a GenBank genome assembly. NCBI's taxonomy places the organism in Eukaryota, Metazoa, Platyhelminthes, Trematoda, Plagiorchiida, Echinostomatidae.
GGUGUCCUUUUUGUUUUCAAUCUAGUUGCGGAAGUCUGUCUUGGACCAGUGCCAGCUUUAUCUGAGGUUCUUGAUUUUUCGGUGGAACCUCUAUCUCUAAGAGAAGCAGGGAAAGAGCAAUGUGCUUGUCCCCUUCAGUUUCGACUGACACUACUGCGAUAUGCCGACGAGAAUGAUGUACCUUCAGAGGAUGUAGAUCGUACAGUUUGUCCGCUGGUGUUGGAAACAUUAGUUUUCCCCAGUUUCGAGCGUGUAAACCAAACACCGGUUACCACCACAGCUUGGCUUCUUUCUGGUACAGAUUUAGUCCUAUCAAAAGCCACAAAAGACUGCGAUUCAACCGGAACCUGUCUACAAGUUUUGUUUGCGGAGUAUCUCCGAUCAGUAAAUUCCGGCGUAGAUUCAACUGACGAUUCACGUUCUUUUGUUCGCAUUCGAUCCCUUCAGGCUGUGGAUGCCAUCCGAGGUGUUCAUCGCUUACUCAAAGAAUUUCGGUUCACAGAAGCCCGACGGUUGAUGAAUGAACACAAAUUGUCCUCUGAUUGCCUUUGGUCCCGGAUCGAUCUUAUUGAGCGCCUUCUGGAUGUGUGUAUGCCAACCUCUUCUAUGCAGAUGAAACUACUCCUGUUGCUUAAAGAUAAGGUGUUGCGGUACCGCGUGUCAGACCACAACUACCUUCGCCAUGUGUAUGCGGAACAUCCUUGGUGUCGUUGUCUGCUUUCUACAGAUCUAUUCAACUUUGAAGCGACUGAAAUCGUUCCUACUGUUGACUGGACCCAAUGGCUUCAGGUAUAG